GGCUUCCCGGUCUCUUCGAUCCACCUUUGCCCGCUUCUGGGGCGCGACCGCGCGAAUUUCAAACUGCGCCAGGUGACGAGCUUGCUCUCCCAGUUUCCCAACAGGAAGUUCAUCUUGGUGGGCGACUCCGGUGAACGGGAUGCUGAGGUCUACGCGGAGAUUAUGCGAAAGCAUCCCUCACAAGUUCUCAAGGUCCUGAUCCGGGCCGUCAUGGCAGAGGAUGUGGAAAAUAUUGAAAAGGCCCGGGCCGCUUUUAAAGGCAUUGACGAGGCCAAGUGGCAG
This is a messenger RNA of Symbiodinium sp. CCMP2592, 282 nucleotides long. The record is from the annotation of a GenBank genome assembly. Lineage: Eukaryota; Dinophyceae; Suessiales; Symbiodiniaceae.